Clarias gariepinus (North African catfish) is the source of this 1343-nucleotide messenger RNA. It is a transcript of the gene lmo4lb, whose product is annotated as LIM domain transcription factor LMO4-B. NCBI's taxonomy places the organism in Eukaryota, Metazoa, Chordata, Actinopteri, Siluriformes, Clariidae. The coding region runs from base 272 to 745 and encodes 157 amino acids. The record is from RefSeq and is a predicted model, not a curated record. The transcript is spliced from 5 exons.
AUAAGCGCGUGUCGAUGGUUUCCGGUCACGGAGCCGUGUAAAGGCUGUUCACACCGGAGCGGGUCGCGACUCAGGGGAUCCGAACAGCACCGCACCGCACCAUGGUAACCGUCAUCACCCUCACCGGGUCAUCAGCAUCAUCCAGUUCAGAUAUUAAUUAUUAUUAGAAUAACAUUUAAGUUUAAGGAGUUGGAAGGUUGGACGCAGGAACAGCUGGGGGAACUGAAAACACCUGUCUCUGGGGUUCUACUGCGCAAAAAAAGUUGAAGGCAUGGUGAACAGCCAGGCGGUGGGCGGAGCCGGGUGUGUGUCACGCGCGUGCGCGGGCUGCGGAGGCCGGAUUGCCGACCGCUUCUUGCUCUUCAGCAUGGAGCGCUACUGGCACACGCGCUGCCUGAAGUGCUCGUGCUGCCAGGCUCAGCUGGGCGACAUCGGCACCACCUGCUACAGCAAAGGAGGGAUGAUCCUGUGCAGGAGCGACUACAUCAGGUUGUUCGGGCACACGGGUGCGUGCAGUGCCUGCGGCCAGUCGAUCCCUCCCAGCGAGAUGGUGAUGAGGGCGCAGGGCAACGUCUACCACCUCAAGUGUUUCUCCUGCGCGACGUGCAGAAACCGCCUGGUCCCCGGCGACCGGUUCCACUACGUCAACGGCACCAUCUUCUGCGAGCACGACAGACCCAGUGCCGCCCUCCUCAGCGCACAUCUGCAAGGCAACCCCGUGCUGCCUGACCAAAAAGUUUGCUGAAAUCCCAUCCACCUCGUCUGCAUCCUCACUCCAUCCCCCUUCCUGCACUCUUUCUCUCCCACACACUCUCUCUCUGGCCUCGUGAUCUUCUCCAGCUCUCCUGUGCAUGCACUCUCAUCCUGAAAGGCCCUAAAGCACUUCUGUACUUCACUCCGCGGCCCCUCUGCAGGAACUCGUCCUUCCUUCCUUUCCUUUUUCUAAAUGGAGCGGCAGGAUUUCUCGAUACGCAAGACUCCCCUCGGGCCGGGGCGUGUAUCUCCUAACGGACUCUUCUGGAUUUCAUAAAGACUCUUCAUAAAGACUUUAAUCCUGGAACGUCCUGAAGAACCUGAAGUGUGGCUUUCUACAGUACUGCGCUGCUCCUGCUCUCGUUUUUAUUGCUGGGUGUUUGCUUUUUCCUAGACGACAGAACCACAGUGGGUGUAUGUUUUUUUUUUUUUGUUGUUUUUUUUGGACGUGGUUCAGGGUGUAAAUACUCUUUUUAUAACAGUGCCAUGUGUUCUGGUUCAAUCAUAUGGUCAAUAUGUGACAUUUACUUAUUUAAAAACGCAUUAUACAAUAAAUGCUUAAAAAAAAAAAAAAAGAUGGAACUUGAAUU